This is a messenger RNA of Diaporthe amygdali, 1650 nucleotides long. RefSeq lists its product as uncharacterized. The record is from RefSeq and is a predicted model, not a curated record. Bases 1 to 1650 code for a protein of 549 amino acids. The transcript has 2 exons. NCBI's taxonomy places the organism in Eukaryota, Fungi, Ascomycota, Sordariomycetes, Diaporthales, Diaporthaceae.
AUGGUCAGGUUUCCUGGUUCCUCGUCAGCCUGUGCGGUGCUGCUUGCCCUCCUCGCGGGCGCACCGCAAGCGGCACAAGCAGUCGACGUGACUGUCAGUCUCAACUAUUCGACUUAUAUCGGCACGGCACAAUCGGGCACCGGAGUCACCGAAUGGCUGGGUAUCCGGUACGCAGCGCCGCCUCUCGGCGAUCUUCGCUUCGUGCGGCCCCAGGACCCGCCGGUGGUCAGCACUCCACAACCAGCUAACCAACAUGGAAAAGUCUGUCUCGGCACCGACAAACCCUCGAACGCAACCGACACAUCAGAGGACUGCCUUUUCCUCGAUGUCUAUGCGCCCAGCAACGCCACCACAACGUCCAAACUGCCCGUCUUCUUUUUCAUCCAGGGGGGUGGCUUCAACGAGAACUCCAACGCAAACCUCAAUGGCACAGGUCUGGUCAACGCGUCCGGAAACAACAUCCUUGUAGUCACGAUCAACUACCGCGUCGGCCCGUACGGGUUUCUGACCAACGGAGACGAGCUACAGCUCAACAACGGGUUGUAUGACCAGCGCAAGGCUCUGGAAUGGGUACAGAGUUAUGUCGAGCAGUUCGGGGGGGACCCCGACCACGUUGUCCUGGGCGGGGACUCGGCCGGCGCCGCGAGCGUCAGCCUGCACCUGGCCGCAUUCGGCGGACGUGACGACGGGCUGUUCCACGCUGCCGCUGCCGAAUCGGUGUCGUUCGCCACGGUGCUCACGGUCGAGGAGAGCCAGUACCAGUACGACAAUCUCGCACUUCGGCUUGGGUGUGUCGGCAGCGCGAACGAGUCCCUGGCAUGUCUGCGUUCCAAGACGGCUGUCGAGAUCCAGGACCUGAAUUACAACAUCCCGUAUCCCGGCGCAGCGGACCGGCCACGGUACAUGUACAACCCGGUCAUCGAUGGGGACUUCAUCCGGGAGUUGACUUACACAGCUUUCGCGGAGGGCAACUUCAUCAAGGUGCCCGUCAUUUUUGGCGACGACACGAACGGCGGCACUUCCUUCGCGCCCGAGAACACCUCGACACUCGCACAGAGCAACAUGUGGCUCAGGAACCAGUUUCCCUUUAUCACUCUAGAGCAGUUCGCGGCCAUCAAUGAGCUGUACCCCAAUGAGAACCAGACCUGCCCCAACGUCGGUUGCUACUGGCGCCAGUUAGCAGAUACGUACGGGGAGAUGCGGUACAUGUGUCCAGGGCUGUAUAUCAGCUCCGCCUAUGUCAAGUCUGGCAUCGCGCAGAGUUGGAAUUAUCGGUGGAAUGUCGAGGACCCAGCACAAAUUGCCGCGGGCCAGGGCGUGCCGCAUACGGUCGAAUUGAAUGCCAUUUUUGGGCCUUAUAAUACCAACGGCAAUUCGCCCGCCAGCUACUAUCCGAACGGAACGAAUGCGAAUGCGGUGCCAGUUGUGCAGGGUUAUUGGACCAGUUUUAUCAGGUCGUAUGAUCCGAACACCUACCGACUGAAUGGGACGGCAGAGUGGCUCGCGUGGGAUGACAGCUCACAGCAGCGGAUACUGUUUGACACGGGGGGCUUGACAAGCAUGGAAAGCCUGACGGGCUCUGACCUGAUGGAGAGGUGUGAUUACUGGUAUGGCAUUGGGGUUGACAUUCGUCAGAAGAGAUCGACAUAG